Neltuma alba is the source of this 1634-nucleotide messenger RNA. RefSeq names its product probable protein phosphatase 2C 49. The record is from RefSeq and is a predicted model, not a curated record. NCBI's taxonomy places the organism in Eukaryota, Viridiplantae, Streptophyta, Magnoliopsida, Fabales, Fabaceae. The transcript has 4 exons. Gene Ontology annotation, molecular function: cation binding; protein serine/threonine phosphatase activity. Bases 173 to 1360 code for a protein of 395 amino acids. Gene Ontology annotation, biological process: protein dephosphorylation.
CUUUGCAACCCCAGUUUGAUCAGAAAGGCGCGAAAAAAAUCCGCUGGAAAUCCUGAGAAGGAACAUCCUUGCUUUAAGAUCAUUAACUAUAAUAAUCUUUACCGCCCCAAUUCGAUUGGUCGACAUUUGUUCGUCAUCAUUUCUUGAGAGAAGGAAGGCUAUAGCUAUAGCCAUGGUGGCCGAAGCAGACCUUAUGCGUCAACAGAGCACCCCUGCGUUGGAUGUUCAGUGUUUUCCUAAUGGAACAAAUAUAUGUGAGAUCGAUGAUGCCGGUGCCGCCACGCCUCCGAGUUUUGACCGUGUUCGUGCUUCUCCAUUGGCGUCUGCGGAGUUACUCAGCUCACAAGAAGAUAUUAAAGCUGCAGAAGGAAUAUCAAAUACUGCUGUUGAUCCUGCUGUUCUUCAUUUUGUCCCCAGCAUCCGUUCUGGCAGUUUUGCUGACAUUGGCCCCCGGAGAUACAUGGAAGAUGAACAUAUAGUGAUAGAUGAUUUGUCUUCUCACAUGGGAUCACUAUAUACAUUUCCUGAACCAAGUGCCUUCUAUGGGGUAUUUGAUGGUCAUGGAGGACCUGAAGCUGCGACUUAUAUCCAGAAGAAUCUAAUGAGAUUCUUCUUUGAAGAUGUUAGCUUCCCCCAGGGAUCUGAAGUUGAUAAUGUUUUUCUACAAGAGGCAGAGAACUCCCUCAGAAAAUCAUUUCUUUUGGCUGACUUAGCUUUGGCUGAUGAUUGCAGUGUGAGCAACUCAUCAGGGACCACGGCUCUUACUGCCUUCAUAUUUGGAAGGCUUCUAAUGGUGGCCAAUGCUGGCGAUUGCCGAGCAGUUCUCUGUCGUAAAGGAAAGGCAAUUGACAUGUCUCAAGAUCACAGGCCUAUUUAUCCUUCAGAGCGGAGGCGGGUUGAGGAAUUAGGCGGUCGUGUAGAUGAUGGUUAUCUUAAUGGGGUUUUGUCAGUUUCUCGAGCCCUUGGGGACUGGGAUAUGAAGUUUCCUCGUGGUUCUCCCUCGCCUUUGAUUGCGGAGCCUGAGUUUCGUCAAGUGGUUCUGACAGAGGAUGAUGAGUUCCUCAUCAUAGGUUGUGAUGGAAUUUGGGAUGUCAUGACAAGUCAGCAGGCAGUCAACCUUGUUCGUAGAAGCCUGAGGAGGCAUUAUGACCCAGAGCGCUGUGCCAGGGACCUGGUCAUGGAGGCACUACGCCUUAAUACGUUUGAUAAUCUCACAGUGAUUGUUGUGUGCUUCUCUUCUAAUUCUAUUGAUCCCAGGGAGCCAUCCCCUCCUCGUCAGAGGAAAUUGAGGUGCUUUAGCCUUUCUGCAGAGGCGCUUUGUAGCUUGAAGAACUUGUUGGAAGGCAGUGCAAGUAAUUGAAUGUAUAAUAUGCGGCUUAAUCUAAAAAGUGUCUUUUUUUUUUUUGGGGGUAGAAUACUAAUACUUAUGCUGUUUUUGGUUGCUUCAGUUUUGACGGCAGAAAAAGCAGCCUUCCAUUUUGUGGUUGGUUGGUUGAUUUAUGUAUAUAGCCCUGAGGAUGAUAGUGGUGUAAAUACAUGUGUUCUGGAUUACUCGUAUGUUGUAACCAUGGAUCGUUAUAUUCAUAGCAUUAUUCUUGCGUUGAAUAAAAGAAUUGUUUAGAACAUUCUUUUCA